AUGGCACAAGCAACGCCACAAUUUUCCCUGGCUGAUAUUCAGCAGGCUAUGCUGAAUCUCUUCUACUACAAUAACCUCGGUCAACAGCCGGCACUACAAAACCACUUUGCCUGGCCACAAGCUGCGCACCACGCGACGAACAGGUCUCCUUUUCGUGCUAGUUAUGAUCAACAGACUGCCGAAAAGCUCUUCAAUCAACCUACAAUGAACAGGUCUGACGCGUGGUAUGAGUCUUCAGUAGCGCGGCCGCCACCGCCUUCUCAGGCUUCAGUGUCUACCGCUCCACCACCGAGAAAUCCGCCAUUGGCGGCGACACAUCCCUAUUUGACUUUCCCCCUCUCCUAUCAAUCUGCUGCGGCAGCUGCUGCAGCGGCUGCUGCAGCCACGUCUCAACAUUUCUAUUAUCAAGCCACUCCUGGAUACUACUACCAACCUGCUCCUCCUUCUGUCUCCCCUUCCGAGGCCCAAAACUCCGCUUCUGUACCGAACGGGAAUGUCAGUCAGGUGCCAAAUCAGGCUAGUGCCAUGAACGACUUUAUGGCCGCCAUUGUCACCGCCAACCAAAUGCCGUUUAUUACAGCGCCCACUCCUUCUGCAUACCCUACAACUCCUGCAGGAGAUAUGGGUUACAUAUAUCGCCAACAGCAGCAGCAGCCGAUAAUUAAUCCCGCCUUCUACCAAGGCGUGCCGGCGGAGGGAAUGUUCAAUGAUCCGGCAGCUGGUCUCCCUCGGUCUCACUUUUAUGGAGGUGGGGUGCCUCCUCCUGCUUCCUCCACUGGCGUCGCUGUUGCUGGCACCUCCUCUCCGCUGAAACCUCGAGGUUCCAAGUCUCAUGUCAACGGGGUGCAUCAGACUAGGAGUGCACAAAAUGGUCAUGGGGUGAAAGAAGGAGAAGGGGUAAGUGUGGGGUCAUCUGAACACCCAGUGACGGCGACAACCAAUGGGACAGCAGGCUUAGCACCUACUCUGGAGACACAGAUGGCAAAUUUGUCUGUGGCGGAAAUCUAG
Molecule: messenger RNA, 1008 nt
Organism: Hydatigera taeniaeformis
Lineage: Eukaryota; Metazoa; Platyhelminthes; Cestoda; Cyclophyllidea; Taeniidae
Source: the annotation of a GenBank genome assembly